UCUUAAACAUCUAAAUCAAACCUAUAUUUUUAGAUUGAAAACCAAAAUAAACCGAACCCAGUCAAUAUCCGAAAUGUCUAUGCUUAGUUUAUCCUAUGAUCGAAAAAAGAUGGAAUGCAAGAGUAUGUGUACCAUUAACAAAGAACUGUCUAGGCAAUUUGUAACUUUUAUUUUUUUUUUACGUUUGAAUUCUACUGUUCAAUCAGUGAAAAAACAUAUAAAUUUUUGGUUUGCAGUCUUAUCGCCGAGGAAAACCAUUUGGGCGACAUAGUUUUAACAAUGGUAGUUAUCUAUUCCUUUCCUCAGAUGUAUCUACUGGAUUGAGUUUUUUUUUUUUUAAUGUAUGUUGAUCAAAUCAAAAGAAGCUGAAGCGUCCCUUUUCUCCAGGAGCUAAAGGAAUGGUGAAUCGUACUCCUGAUAACCCAGUUGUAAUACGUGGCUUUAGCGCACCUGGCCUAGCACUCUUUUUUGGAUUUACUGGCUACAUGAUCUGGCAAAUUGUUGAGAAUACUCGAAUCACAAAAGCUACAAAGAAGUGUACCGAAUAUCUCAACGAAGCCUGUCUGAGGAACACCCGUGUUUCUGAAGGAUACAAGGAGAUAUCCAGGCUCAUCGGUAAAGAAAAGGAUGAAGCUGAUGAUGAAGCUGAAGCUGAAGCUGAAGCUGAAGCUGAUGAUGAGGAUGAGGAUGAAGAUGAAUCUGAAUCUGAACUCUCAGGGAAGAAGGUAGAAUAAGAUAUGGAAAUGCCAUGGUGGUGUGGUUCUGCUUGAGAAGAAUUUUGAGAUAGAGAUUGAGCUCUGAUUUUUUCAUUGUUGCUCCGAUUUUUUCUAAAAACUGUGAAAGCAUAGAACACUCUAAACAAAUAGGCGGUCACUGUAUAAACGUUUUUAGUAUGGUUGUUUCUAGUUGAUAAAGUCCGUUUGGGAUUCAUGAUGUGAUUGUUCUUUUGUUGGACACUCUGCCACUAGUAACUGAUAGUUUGGCAUCUGAUAUUUAAUUAUAUAUGUUUGGUUAUUAAAAAAAAAAACCGAAGUUGCUCUAGUUGAGCUUCUUCGCCAGAGUUACUCUCUCUAAGAAGCUGAACCAGCUUCCUU
Messenger RNA from Brassica rapa (field mustard), 1094 nucleotides. RefSeq lists its product as uncharacterized. The record is from RefSeq and is a predicted model, not a curated record. NCBI's taxonomy places the organism in Eukaryota, Viridiplantae, Streptophyta, Magnoliopsida, Brassicales, Brassicaceae.